Morone saxatilis (striped sea-bass) is the source of this 1954-nucleotide messenger RNA. RefSeq names its product calcium binding protein 1b (gene cabp1b). Gene Ontology annotation, molecular function: calcium ion binding. Bases 70 to 921 code for a protein of 283 amino acids. NCBI's taxonomy places the organism in Eukaryota, Metazoa, Chordata, Actinopteri, Moronidae. The transcript has 7 exons. The record is from RefSeq and is a predicted model, not a curated record.
CACGCCGACUCUCGAAAUGUAGGUGAUCACCGGGUGCAAAGAAGCCACUCUCACCGGCAGACGAGCCCCAUGGAUGAUGGUUACGCAAAUGAAGAUGUGAGACACAGGGCGAGUCGGCAUCAGAAAGAGCGCAGCAAGUCCACCAGGUCCAAACACCCCCAUCAUCACCAUGACUCCUCUCGAGGUGAGCUGCCUCCCGCAGCGCAUCACCAGGGCGGCUCCCGGCAGGACAGGAGGACCUCUCCAACGCAGUCUUAUCCAAAGCAGCAGGACGACGCGGCUUUCUUCUUCGAGACCAGGGAGAGAGUGAUCACGGGGUCAUCCUCCAGUCUCAGCUCUGACCAACCUGCCACCAGCGCACCUGUCCAGCCCGCAGCCAGCCGCACAUCCAAAAGACUGAGCGCAGCCGUGUCUGAACAUGACUCUAGUCUUCAUCCCAUAGUGAAGUCAGUCUUUGGGCAGGACCGAGAGUUGAGGCCAGAAGAAAUGGAUGAGUUGCGUGAGGCAUUCAAGGAGUUUGACAAGGACAAAGAUGGGUUUAUCGGCUGUAAAGACCUGGGGAACUGCAUGAGAACAAUGGGCUACAUGCCAACAGAGAUGGAGCUAAUUGAACUGAGCCAGCAGAUCAACAUGAAUCUGGGAGGACAUGUUGACUUUGAGGACUUUGUUGAACUCAUGGGGCCCAAACUUCUGGCUGAAACUGCAGACAUGAUUGGGGUUAAAGAGCUGAGAGAUGCAUUCAAAGAGUUUGACACUAAUGGUGACGGCCAGAUCAGCACAGCAGAACUCAGAGAAGCAAUGAAAAAACUUUUAGGACAACAGGUUGGACACAGAGAUCUGGAGGACAUUUUACGAGACAUUGACCUCAACGGAGAUGGGCAUGUAGACUUUGAAGAAUUUGUGCGGAUGAUGUCUCGAUGAGUUCCUGAUGGAGAGUCGACAUGGAUUCUCUGUUGGAAUGGGAGGAAGAGGAGAGAGACCAGCACAGAUGAAUCUUGAACUUCUGGACUGUCAAUGAACACGAAAACAAACACAUAUCAACCCUGCCCUGAAACUGCCAUGCUGAAGCACAAAGGCUGACGACUACAGCCAGGAGCAACACUGUUGAUUAUAUGCUGCUGCUGUUUCUUAGAGCAUAAACAAAACCAACAGCUGCAUUUCUGUCUUUUACAAAGUAUAUUUUAAAAAGCAUAUUUUCCUUUAGUAAUAACAACAUUUCUAAUGAUGAUGUGGCUCUUGACUCAAUGGGUAAAGGGUAAUGGGAGGUAUUUUGCUCAAAUACUAUACUAUGUUAAUAACUGUAGCAAUUAAGAAGACAUAUUUUCAACUACAGCAGUAUGCCAGCAAACAUCUGAACCACUACAAUAUAUUCUUUUUUUUUUUUUAAUGCUGAGGGCAUCUUAAGCACAAAUACAAUAUGGCAAUAUGGAAAUAUUUCAUGUGAUCCUGUCAAAGCUGUGUGUUUGUGUUUUGUGCAUACUGUUGUUUCUCUCUGCCCUAUACUGUAGAUUUAUUAUGUCCCUUAAGACUAUUGUCAAACCCUGGUUAAGGCAAGCCAAAAUUUGUUUUGUAAUUAUGUGUAAUGUAGCAUUGAUGCAAUCCUUCUGACUUUAAUAACAUUAUGCCUAUCUUACUGUGAUAUAUAUGUAAUUUUCAGUGUGCAUAAAACUCCUUCAACUGGAAAAAUCCUUGAAGGAAAUUAUCUCUAGGUACAAUGAGUUGCUAAUCUUGACAACUGUGAUAGGCCUUUUUAACGACAUGUAUGUUUUACUAAUUCUGAAUAUUACUGAUCAUCCAUACCCUAACUCACACAGGUAGGUGAUCAACAGAGUGUUAAAACUAUACAUGAAAGAGAGAUUCUGUUAAUGCUUUAAUUUUUAUCAGAGAGCUUUGAUAAAUGUACUUGUUUAUUGGGGUUUUGUGAGUCUACAUGAGUCUAACGAACAGUCCUGAA